GGAUCACAAAAAACACAGAUAGAAGCGAGACAAAGAAUAGAAGAAGAAAGUACAAAAAACACAGAUAGAAGCAAUUUUUACAAAACAUUAAUUAAUAAAAACAAAUUUAACUUCGAUACUUUAGUUUUAGAUACCCACUGAAAAGUGAAAAAAAAAACUGAAAACUAUCAGUGAAAGAUUUAGGAGGAUGAUUUCUAUUAGCUCAAUCAAAAGCCCCCAAAUUGGUACGCUCUUCUUCUUCCCAUCCCCUUCCACAAAUCUCCAUUCCGAAUCCAUUCUCAAAACCCAAUACUCAACUCCCCCACUGUUUAAUCUGAGUGCAAACCUUCCUCCUUCCCUUUCUCCUCGAAUACAUCGCCGCCUGACUGCCAUGGCUGCUGAGCAUUCCCAGUUGAGCGUCGCUGCUUCCCCUGUGCCUAAUUCUUCAAUGAAGCUCCUUUUUGUUGAAAUGGGCGUUGGUUACGAUCAACAUGGGCAAGACAUCACAUCAGCUGCUAUGCGGGCUUGUCGGGAUGCAAUUUCUUCUAAUUCAAUCCCAGCCUUCAGGAGAGGUUCUGUACCCGGUGUUACAUUUGAUCAGAUGAAGCUUGAGAUUAAGUUGGGUGUUCCACGGUCUCUCCAACAAUUGCUAGAUACUGACAAGGUCAAAUCAGUCUUUCCAUACGGCAAAAUAAUGAACAUUGAAGUUGUUGAUGGUGGACUGAUAUGUUCAAGUGGUGUACACGUUGAAGAGAUGGGAGAUAAGAAUGAUGACUGUUAUAUAGUAAAUGCAGCAGUUUAUGUUGGUUACUGAUCUCUCUUAGACUGUACAUAUAGGCCUACAUAAGUUGGUUUUGCUGAUUAUUUUGAAGAUGUUGGUUGAUUCAAUAUGAGAAAAAGCAAGAAUCUCAUGUGUGGGCAUAAUUAAGUAUUGGAAAAUGGAACAGCUUUUGAUUAUGUUCAUAUAUGGCUUGUGCUACACUAAUGAUGAAACUACAGUCAAACAGUCUUGAUUAAAAAAAGCAAAUAACCAAAGCUGCUGUUGGA
Cuscuta europaea is the source of this 1026-nucleotide messenger RNA. Lineage: Eukaryota; Viridiplantae; Streptophyta; Magnoliopsida; Solanales; Convolvulaceae. The record is from the annotation of a GenBank genome assembly.